Molecule: messenger RNA, 4444 nt
Organism: Blastomyces gilchristii SLH14081
Lineage: Eukaryota; Fungi; Ascomycota; Eurotiomycetes; Onygenales; Ajellomycetaceae
Exons: 3
Coding region: 1199-3025 (608 amino acids)
Source: RefSeq, a predicted model, not a curated record
CUAAUAUUUAAUAAAUAAUAAAUAAUAUCUUGCAGAGGAAACUCGCUCACCAAGAUCUUCGAGACGAGACAGCAGCGUGUCGCAGGUCUAAUUGGCGGACAGCUGAAACAGCAUCGCCCGUGUUCUGUCGCGGGUUGAAACAGCCGGCGAUAUUUACGACGGCGAAGAGGAGAAGCGGAGAAGGGAGAAGAUGGAAGAUAGAAACUAGAAAAUAGACACAGAGGAUGAUGGUGAUGGUGAUGGUGAUGGUGAUGGACAAAGAGAUGUUGUCUGUCUGUCUAUCUCAACUUCCACUUCUCUUUCAACCUCAUCUUCUCUCCCUCUCUUCUGUCUCUCUCUCUCUCCCCCUGGCUGCUGGAGUAAUCAACUAAUAGUCAACUAUUGUAAGUCAGUCCCUGUCUGUAUUUUAUACAACUAUUGUUUCUUCUUCUUCUUCUUCUUCUUCUUCUUCCUCUCCUCCUCCUAGCCCCCCCUCCACUCCCCAACCCGCCUCCAGCCAACCAGCUCGCUCGUCGCCCACUCGCCAGCGGCAACAGGCAUCGACUAUCCCAACUGUCUGCUCUGGCCCGUUCUGCUCCAGUAUCUGCUGGGUGCUUAUUAGCUGCGAGCUUGCUAACUUGUUGGACGGCCUGGUCCAGUCCAGUCCAACAUCGCUCGCGGCCUCGUCCCUCCUCCUACCUACCUACCUACCUCGUUUCGCUCGUUUACUUACUUGCUUGCUUUGGGAAGACUGCGACGGGAGAGGUAGGCGAGGAGACGACAACAAAGACGAAGACGAAGAGAAAAAAAGAAGCAGCAGCAGAAGAAGAACUUCCCUAACUAUCCAUUCGUUUUACUUAUUUUUAAUCCCCGUUUGACCUAUCGUCGAUCAUUCGUUUGGAAGAAAUAAAUACCCAUUGUGGAACGGUUGGCUGGCUAGUUCAAAAACCCUUGAACUGGAAAAUAAAAAAAAUCAGCUGGGCGGAGAUAUAUCUACCUAGUCUCUUUCAUCUGGUUCUUUCAAUCUGCUAUAUCUUUUGUCCUUAUCGUCCUUAUCGUCUUAUUUAUAUCGCUCCCGACUGUCGGUUCGUGCGAACCAGGGCUACUCUACGGAGUACACUCCCCUACAAGACGAAACACCAAUCCUCCCAAUCAAUCAAUCCCUCCCUUCCUCCUCCAACUAACCCCACCCGAUAAUAUCUCGCCGUCGCACCCAGAUAUGUCCACUGCGGUCGCUCCACCCACCGCUGCUCCCCUCCCCCCAAUGGUCGACCACAACCGUGAUCAUAACCGUGACCGUGACCGCGACCGAGAUCGUGAUCGUGAUCGUCCAAGUGCCUUUGGUGGCCGUGACAACGACUCCUUCUCUUCCAGCUCCCAUCCUGUCCUCGCUCCCAUGUCUUCCUCCUCCUCUCAACCUGCUACCACCUCCACCCCUUCGCGGCCAACUACGGAUCGCGCGUCCGGGAAAAUUACUCCCCCUGAUGGAAAACGUUCGCCAAAUACUUCUCGAAGCGGGGGCGCUGGCUCGUCCAAAAUAUCAGUUAAAAAGGAACCUCCAACCUCUCCCAGCCUUCACUCCAGCUCCCGUCAUCGCCCUCGCAAACUCGACCUCUCUGCCAGCACCCUCUCCGCACAAUCUGGCUCGUCCACAUCCCGCGGCCCCUUGACCGCAAGAGAAGGUGGCCUGACUGCUAUGCAUGAUGUUGGUUUGGCCUGUCUAUCUCCGGGCUUCCAAACCCAAGACCCUGCCAUCCGCGAGCAGCUCCAACGCAGCAUUUCCGUCAGAGACCAGCAGAGAUCCAUAAUCGAAUCCCGGCUGCAGAAAACCGCUAAGGGGGACGGUCCGGAUGGCAUCAAACCCUCAGAAUCAAAUCUGUUCGGCUCUCUCAAAACCCCUUCCUCCAAGAAACGACCUCCACCGGGCUUAUCAAUCGUCCCCCCUUCCGCCUCACAAUUCGCGAAUGAACGAGUCAUCCAGUCCGCCCCGCUACACCAGACCUUCACCGGCCGUCAUCACCCCCACCCCAUCAGCCGCCAUCUCAUGAACCACCCUUCGGACCUUCAUAUGAACUCCCCCAUCCACCAUGCUACUCCCGCGAACCAGACAAACAACCGCCUCCCGCCGAUCGCUGACGUCUUUGGCUCCGAUGCUCUCGUCCCCCGCAACCAAGACCGCGAUCACCGUGACUGGGACCGCGAUGACAGGAAUAACAACUCCCACAGCCGCAACAGCAACACCAACAACAAUAACAACGGCGGUUUCUACCAAUCCACCGCUUCUUCAUUUAAUAAUAACUCCACCAGUAAUUCUAAUGCCAACAGCAACAAUAAUAGUAACAAUCUAGGACCCCUCCCCUCCCCUUCCCUCGCCUUAAACAACCCAACAUCCUCCUCCACAUCUUCCACCACCACCACAAAACGCGCGCGCGAAUACCGCUCCGCGGAAGAAGCCGUGCACGAACUCGCCGGCGGCCGUGAAGAGCUCCUCCCGCGCAUCAUCCACUACAACGGCAGCACCAACUCAACCACCACCAAUAAUACUAACCAACGCCACCACCCCACCUCACCCCCUCCUCCCGGUGCUAGUAUAAACGGCACGCAGCACACCUCCAACUCACUCCAUUACCACCAUCACCACCACCACAAUCAGCAACAACAGCCGCAGCAGCAACAACAACCCUACCCACCCUCAACCUCCGGCCGCCGCCGCACGCGCAACGAAUACGAGCGCGAUAAUGGCAGCCCGCCCUUGGGCACCGGGCCCCCGGAUGUGAGAUUCCGCGGCGCCCCUGCGACCGCCGCAUCUACGACAUCCCAUGGGCCAACUGCAGCGCAUGGCGGGAGUCCUGGCGGCGGUCAUCACCAUCACUCGCAUGGCGCUGGUGCUGCUGGUGGUGCAAGCUAUUCCACUGGAACGAGCGGUGCAUUUGGAUUUGGAGGAGGGGCGUUUGGAGCCGUGAGGGAUUCGCCAGAGACGCAACGGAGGAAGAAAGAGGAGUUUUUGGGCUUGUGUGCGCGGGCGUGGGAUUUGUUCCAUUCGUAAGGGGUGUGAGAUGUGGGUUGUGACUGGAUGGAAUGGAGUUUGAGGGCGGAGAAAUGUGGAAGGGGGGGGGGGGGGGGGGGGGGGGUGGUUUGUUUGCGGGGUCGUAGGGUUUAGGGGUUUUUUUUUUCUCGUCCAUUUCCCUUUAUUUCUUCUGAUUUCCUUGCCAUUUCAUUGAUUGAUUUGAUCUAUAUCACUUUCCGUUACGGUUUCGGUUUCGGUUCUCGGUUUUGGUGUUCGCGCGGUUAACGGUUUCUCUCCCUUUUGCUCCUACUGGAGGGAUUGUGGUGGCCGAUCCGAUCUCUACUACGCUAUGCGCGUGCCUGAGAAUUGGUACCGGUACAAAUGAUAUGUGGAUCGGAUUUGAUUGCAGGGCUUGCCUGGUCGACGUUCCCAUAUACAUACAAAUAUUUUUCCCCGGUUUUUUCUUUUGAUAAAUGCUGUUGAUGUUGAUGGUCAUGUCUUGUCUUGCUCUACCUUUUCUUCUUUCGUUUUCUCUUCCUCUUUUUUUUUUCUUUUCUACUUUUUCGCUCUACCCAUUUUGUCUCGUUUUAUCUAUCUUCGUUUCUCCUGCCCCCUUAUUUUUAUACAUAUCCCCAGCUCAAAAAACGCUUCUUACCUUGAUUUGCUUCUUAUUUCCCGUUAACACUUUUACAUUCACAUCCAUCUUUUUGAACUCAACUUUGUUUUUUUCUUGACAUUUCACUUUUUUGCCGUUUCCCCCUCCUUUUUUCUCAUUCUUCUAAUUUUAAAUUUCUUUGCAGCUUUUCCCUCUUUUUUCGCUUCUACAGGCUUUUUUCCAUUUAUUUUCUCGCCUAGUAUUUCACAACGGGUGUCUGGUGCAUGCUACUUCUGAUUCGGAAUUUUUCUUCUCUUUUUCUUUUCAUUUCUUCUUGGAAAAGUUUCAUUCUCUCUGAGUGAUUACUUUUUUCCUCUUUUCUUUUCUUUUCUUUUUUUUUUUUUUAAUUAUCAAACUUCUAUAUUUUUUUCUCUUCUAUAUCUAUCUAUCUACCUUUCACAUUUUCUUUUUCAACAUUUGAAUAUCAGAUUCAGUUUUGCCUUCUUUCAGAUGAAGUAACACUCUUAUUUCCUUUUUCUUUCCAUAGUCAUCAUAUUGAUCUAGGCAAAACUUAAUUAUUUCAGUUUUUGAAUAGUUGAGUGGUGUUUUUCAUUCACACACCAUUCUGUUAAAAAUUAAUAUCUAAUGAGAAGAAUAUGCUAUAUACAUGCACAGCACUGUUAAUUGAGUAAAUCAAUUACUACCUAAUCAGCUAUAUAUCUACAAGUAUUAUCAAUCAUUUCUUCAACUCUAGCCACCUAGCUGAGAUGUAGGUAUAUCUUGGUUGAAUGCAAUCUAAAUAAAAUAUACUCAUUUAUAAAACUGAUCAGCCUGCAUAUGUGAUGAGAGAAAGAAAGCUAUAU